Molecule: messenger RNA, 3086 nt
Organism: Porites evermanni
Lineage: Eukaryota; Metazoa; Cnidaria; Anthozoa; Scleractinia; Poritidae
Source: the annotation of a GenBank genome assembly
AUGGGUGUAGUCCCCAAAGACACACCAUUCCUGUCUAAUCAGAGCUGCAAAUCACAGUGCCCUUUAACUAUUGCUAAUUGUAAGGAAGACAGGUAUGUUGUAUUUAAAUUUGAUUCAUUAGUCAAAUAGUUAUUUGUUUCCAAAAUAACUAGUUUCGUUAGUGAAAAUUUUUAUUGUACCUUUUUGACUGUGUAAUUUUUGGUUGUUGACCAGUUAUACAUUGCAAGCUGAAAUAAUUUGCGGAUUUACAACAAAUUUAUUGUAUGAGGCCUAAAGGCCCCGCAGUUAAAACAAUAAUUUUUGAAAAUUUUACCACAAAGGUCUUAAUUUGAUUAGUGGUCCACUCAAACCCGACCUUAUGUUUUCAAGUCUUAAGAACUAUCUGCCGCAGACUAGACUAGCAGUAUGGUUUCUCUUUUUCCUUUUUUUUUUCAUUUUAGUAAUAACUUAGUUUCCCUGUAACUUUACUUUUUAUUAUUAUUAGGGAAAAACUAAAAAAGCUGUUUGUUAAUGUCAACAAACAAAUGGAUGCACUAAAGAAGAAUGGAAUCACAGUGGAUGGAGUGCAUUUAUAUGCUGUGAGAUUUAAAGGUAAGUUUCACAUAAUAAAUAAUAAGGUACUUUUUAGAACCAUAAAUUUUUCAAUCCAUUAAUGCCUGCAUGUACAUUGACCUCUUUUUAAAGAUAUAUAUCUACAGUUAUACUUGACCUGAAGGCCCUCUAUCUUUUGCUGGAACAAAUAGGGAAAGCAAACUUUCAGCUUGGGAAACGAGGAACUGAAGUAGAGUGUUGCUUUAUCUGCAAAGCAUUGAGGGUAUGUGGAUAUAUUCAAAAUCUCUUAGUCAACAAAUUUUUACCUUACCAAUGACCAACUUACCUAUAUAGUACUAUUAGAUUUUCAGUUUUGCUGGGUAAAAUUUCUUAGUAAAAACUAGCUAUGAAUAAUUGCUAUUUUUAUCUUGGUCCCCAUACAGUUUGUUUGGAACACUUUAGCAUGUCCAAGGCCAAUAUUGGAGGGUAAUUUAGUUAUUGUUUUGGUUUACUAAGAAUUCUCCGAUGAUACUUGUUGAGGCAUGCGCGCAGCCCUUGAUUAUUCAUGAAUUUCAGCAUUUGUACUGUAGUUGUCAUUUUGAAUUCACAGUAACUUAAUUAUAAAAGGCAUUCAAAACAAGGUUAUCUCAAUACAGUUAACCUCUAUUCAAAAAAAUAAAUUCCCUGGUAUAGUGAGUGAAUCUCGUCAUCCCAGCAUUUAUAGCUUAAUAAGUAUGUUUUCUAUAAAAGACUAACUUUUUAUAUAGACCUCAUUUUAGCAAUAAUAUUUUGUAAAUUAAGCCUUGCCUUUUGUAAAAAGGGAAGUUCCACUGCAUGGAAAAGCAACCUGCAAAUAGCUUUUUUUGGACAAACAUGGUGUUUAUAUGCCCCUGUCUGUAAAAUGUUGGCAAUUAUCCUUGCCUUGUUUUCCUAGAGAGCACAUAUUAUUUUCCCAUUAUAAUAUAUCAUAGUCUUCCUUUACUGUAGGUGUGUCAAUGUUGUAGGGGCACUGUCAUAAAAGACUGAAAACCUGUUGAGUAAAAUACUUGAGUUUGAAAUCUAUAAAACUGUAAAGUACCACUUUAGGGGAGAUAUCCCCCACAACUAACAAAAUAAUAAAUCUUCUUUUUUAUGGUUUCAAAGGCAUCCGUGAUGACUUAGAGUUCCUUCUUGAUAAAUCUCUGCGCCCUUCACUGCGAACUUAGAAAUACUGAACAGCUGUUGUCAUCAUUGGGUUUGUUUUCUUACAAAGUGGGUUCUCUUGAUGAAUGUAACGACGAAUUGGUAAAUUAUGGCCCUGAGAAUUUUAGCAGCAGAAUAACGGUGAAGUUGAAAGGGGGCCAAGAAACUGCUGUUGAAAAGCACAACAUCCAGGUGUCUUCAUUUUCAGGUACUUUCUAUCUUGUUUCAUCUUUGUCAUGAUUGCUUUCAUUCGCUUUAUCCACUUCAGGGCUUUUACUUCUGUGCUGUAGCAGCUGCGCGAGUUUCAUUUGUACAAUACCUUGAUCCUUGAUAUGAAAACUGUAACACUGGUUUGUAAAUGUAGAUGUCAUGUAAGCAUUAAGUUCUGAAUUAAAAUCCUGUUUGUUUCUUUCUACAUACUAUUUUUCCUGAAGGUUCUACUGAACGUGAGUUCCUCACAAACAUUGAAACGAUUGUCCGGCCUGGUCCUUGCCUCAUGACAAAUUGAAGUCAUAUUUUGCUGAUCCAGAAAGUGCUAAAGAGGCGCUCCUGAAUAAAGUCACAUUUUGUAAUGAUAGAAUCAAGGUAUGGCUCAGGAUAUUACAACUGAUUUGAAUGUUUCACUUAAACCAGUGCAACACACAAUAAUAUUUUUUUGUGUAGUAUGUAGAAACAUACAUGUGUAGUAUGUAGAAACAUAUACACUGAAAAAAAUGGUUUCUGUUUAUUAAAAUUCAAUGAAAUUUUAGUAAUUUGUUCUAGUACUAUCAGGACAUGGCUAUUUCAGACACAUUCACCAGAGACUUUGGUUUAAAGCAGGAGACUAUUACCCUCACAGGUUCAGGUACAUGUUACAGUCAUUAUACUGUCAUGUACAACCUUUCCUUCCGUUUGACAGUGAUAAACCAGGCAGUUUGAAUUAAUGACUGCAUUUACAUCCAUCUACACUGGAAGUUGUGAUAGGCUUAGCUAGCACUGUUAGUAUUAAUACAACCCCAUGACGUGACCAUUGUGUAUCAAGGGUACAUCAUUAUUGCAUCAGAUUACUGCAUCCCAACUGAGUGAAUGUUCCUUAGCAUGUAUUGCGUUCUUGCAUAAUAGUCUUCCCUUACAAAGAAUACGACCCCUUACACUUCGUGAUGUGACUACCUAACCUGUUUUCCUUAGAAACUGGAAAAGAAGUUCAAAGAAGACUGGAAUUCUGGCAGGGCAGGCUACGUGAAAUCGAAAGAUAUGUGGAGCUGUCAGAGAAGUGUGUUGGUGGGUCGGUUGCUAAAGGGAAACGAGGAAAGAAAAGGCAGAAGGUGGACAAUGCUGAUCUUUCUCAGCUAUCUGAUUAUGCAGCAGAAGUGUUUUACCAAUUUUUUUUUUAA